AUGGCCGGUGACCGCCGCGGCGGCUCGCCCACGGCGGAGCGCCGGCGGGGGAUCCGGCGCCUGCUGCUGCCCCGCGGGGACGCCUCGCCCUCCCCGCCGCUGCUGCCUCCGCCACCCGCGCCGGAGCACGGGCUGCUGCGCCGGAAGGGGUUCGCGUCCGCGGCGCUGCUGCGCGGGCUGGGCUGCGCGUCGGCCGCCGCCUCGCAGGCGUACGCGCCGGGCCCGGGCUCCGCGGCCGCGGCCGCCGUGCGGUCCUCCGCCGACUGGCACGGCCGGCGGCGGAAAGGGAAGGACAAGAGAAAGGAGAGGGGCGGCGGAGGCGGAGGGGGGCUCGUGGCCGGAGGGAUCGGCGCCGACGUGUGGUGCGCCCCCGGGAUACCCUUCGCCGCGGAGGCCUCCUCCGUGGACUGCGUGGUCGCGCGGCACCAGAUGCUCGGCAGGGCCCGCGGCGGCGAGGCCGAGCGGCCGCCGCACAGAGAGAGGCCGUGCCUGUCUCGGCGGGCGAGCAUGCAGGAGCAGAUAUCCUCGUCCUUCAUGGAGUCGCCGCCGCCGCCGUUGCCGCUGCCGCACCUCGACGGGCCCUUCUUCGGCGCCGACCUGCUCCCCUCCGCCCGCCUCCGCCGGAUGCGCGGGUACCGCCCUGCUCCCGGGGGCCUCGAAGAAGAGAUCAUGAUGUUUCAAACAAGAGUGUUGUUGGGGGGAAUGAGUAUGUAUGAUCGGUACCAGGAUUGGCGCCUCGAUGUUGAUAACAUGAGUUAUGAGGAGUUGCUUGAGCUUGGAGAAAGAAUCGGUCACGUCAACACAGGGCUACGUGAGGACGAGAUAAUUCGCAACCUUAGGAAGGUCAAGCACCCAGCCUUUGAUUCCUCAUUCCGGUUUCCAACGGAAGUAGAAAAGAAGUGCAGUAUUUGUCAAGAGGAGUUUGAAGCAAAUGACGAGAUGGGGAGGCUGCAUUGUGGCCACAGCUACCAUGUCUACUGCAUCAAGCAAUGGCUUUCUCAGAAGAACGUUUGCCCGGUUUGCAAGACUGCUGUCAGCAAGACUUGAACAACUCCAGGAUACGCCUAUUGUGUACCUGGUUGGAAGCUGAGAAGUAUGCUUGUUGUGUCUUGUACAGUCCGUCACAUGCAUUAUUGUAUAAACACAACAUCCAUUCUUUUGCAUUUCCAGAGAAAUGCUAUAUCGAGGGCCAGCUCUUAUCAAAUAUGUGGUUUCACUCC
Lolium rigidum is the source of this 1220-nucleotide messenger RNA. Its product is annotated as E3 ubiquitin-protein ligase RNF38-like. Gene Ontology annotation, molecular function: ubiquitin protein ligase activity. The record is from RefSeq and is a predicted model, not a curated record. The transcript has 5 exons. Lineage: Eukaryota; Viridiplantae; Streptophyta; Magnoliopsida; Poales; Poaceae. Bases 1 to 1047 code for a protein of 348 amino acids.